UUGCAAAUUUCCACCCAAGCAGCACCCCAAAAGUCGACCCUUCUUUACCACCGACAAGCCCCGAAAUCUCUGCGACCUACCGAUCGACAGCUUCUCGCCCCGACAAACCGAAAGCCCAACGCCAAGAUGUCCGACGACGAGGACUUCAUGCAGGAGUCGGAUGAGGAGCAGUAUGACUUCGAAUACGAGGAAGACGACGACGAGGACUCCGGCGACGUCGGCAUCGAGAACAAGUACUACAACGCGAAGCAGCUGAAGCUUACCGAUCCCGAGGAUGCAAUCGCAGAGUUCCUAGGCAUACCACCUUUAGAGGACGAGAAAGGCGAAUGGGGCUUCAAGGGCUUAAAGCAAGCCAUCAAAUUGGAAUUCAAGCUGGGCCAGUAUGAGAAGGCGACAGAGCACUACGCCGAGCUUCUGACGUACGUCAAGUCAGCCGUCACGAGGAACUACUCCGAGAAGUCAAUCAACAACAUGCUGGACUACAUCGAGAAGGGCUCAGAUGGACCCAAGGCGGUGGCCUGUGUCGAGAAGUUCUACUCGCUCACUCUCGAAAGUUUCCAGAGCACCAACAACGAGAGACUCUGGCUCAAAACCAACAUCAAGCUCGCGAAGCUCCUGCUCGACCGCAAAGACUACGGCACCGUGUCCAAGAAGCUCCGUGACCUCCACAGAGCCUGCCAGAAGGAGGACGGAAGCGACGAUCCCAGCAAGGGCACCUAUUCCAUGGAGAUUUACGCCCUCGAGAUUCAGAUGCACGCCGAGACGAAGAACAACAAGCAGCUCAAGCGCCUAUACCAGCGUGCCUUGAAGGUUCGGUCCGCCGUUCCGCAUCCGAAGAUCAUGGGCAUCAUUCGCGAAUGCGGCGGCAAGAUGCACAUGAGCGAGGAGAACUGGGCGGAGGCGCAGACCGACUUUUUCGAGUCCUUCCGCAACUACGACGAGGCCGGCUCGCUCCAGCGCAUCCAGGUUCUCAAAUACCUCCUCCUCACGACGAUGCUGGUCAAGUCCACCAUCAACCCGUUCGACUCGCAGGAGACCAAGCCCUACAAGCAGGACCCGCGUAUCACGGCUAUGACGGACCUGGUGGAUGCCUAUCAACGUGACGAUGUUCACGCCUACGAGAACGUUCUCCAGAAGAACCAGGACAUCCUCGCCGAUCCCUUCAUCGCAGAGAACAUUGAUGAGGUCACCCGCAACAUGCGCACCAAGGGCGUUCUCAAGCUCAUCGCCCCCUACACACGAAUGAAGCUGGCCUGGAUCGCGAAGCAACUCAAGAUCUCGCAGCCCGAGGUUCAGGACAUUUUGGGCUUUCUCAUCGUCGACGGCAAGAUCGACGGCAAGAUUGACCAGCAAGCGGGCACGCUGGAGAUCCAGUCAGAUGCGGACAGCGACCGCACCAAGGCUAUGCACGACCUCACCGAGUCCGUCUCGAAUCUCUACGCGACCAUGUUCAAGGACGGCGACGGCUUCCGCACCACCGACUUCCCCAACGAAGACCCGAACAUGGAUAUCAUGGGCGGCCUGACGCCCAGAGCCGGCGGCUCACGAGGACCCCCGCGAGGAGUCGGACGGAAGGGCAAGGGCGUGAUGCCGAUGUGGACUUGA
Molecule: messenger RNA, 1605 nt
Organism: Colletotrichum karsti
Lineage: Eukaryota; Fungi; Ascomycota; Sordariomycetes; Glomerellales; Glomerellaceae
Product: cop9 signalosome subunit 2
Exons: 3
Biological process (GO): protein deneddylation
Cellular component (GO): COP9 signalosome
Source: RefSeq, a predicted model, not a curated record